Vicia faba (fava bean) is the source of this 423-nucleotide messenger RNA. The record is from the annotation of a GenBank genome assembly. Lineage: Eukaryota; Viridiplantae; Streptophyta; Magnoliopsida; Fabales; Fabaceae.
AUGGCUUCGAUUCAUGGUGCGGCGAGUUCAGGAUCUGACGGACCGAUCGACGAGAGGAAGAGGAAGAGGAUGAUAUCGAAUCGCGAAUCUGCCAGACGAUCGCGGAUGAGGAAGCAGAAGCAGUUGGAGGAUCUGAGCGAUGAAGCGAACAUGUUACAAACCGAGAACAAGAGAAUUGCAGAGGAUAUAAAAUCCAAAGAAGAAGCCUUGGUUGAAUCCGAUGCCGCUAACGGCGUUCUCAGAGCGAGGACUAUGGAGUUAACGGAACGGUUACGGUUUCUUAACUCGAUUCUUGAAAUCGCGGAAGAAGUUAGUGGAUUGUCGGUUGAGAUUCCGGAGAUUCCGGAUGCGAUUCUUAAUCCGUGGCGAGUUCAUCAUCCGGUUCAACGGGUUAUGGCGUCUGCGGAUGUGUUCUUGCAUUGA